This is a messenger RNA of Salvia miltiorrhiza (redroot sage), 1254 nucleotides long. Its product is annotated as RING-box protein 1a. NCBI's taxonomy places the organism in Eukaryota, Viridiplantae, Streptophyta, Magnoliopsida, Lamiales, Lamiaceae. The record is from RefSeq and is a predicted model, not a curated record. The coding region runs from base 588 to 959 and encodes 123 amino acids. Gene Ontology annotation, cellular component: cullin-RING ubiquitin ligase complex; nucleus. Gene Ontology annotation, biological process: protein ubiquitination; ubiquitin-dependent protein catabolic process. Gene Ontology annotation, molecular function: cullin family protein binding; zinc ion binding; ubiquitin protein ligase activity. The transcript has 5 exons.
CGAAAUUUUCGUUCGUUCAACUCGUGUAGCUUCUUGUCGACAGUGGUUUCUCUUCAACUUUUCGUCAACUUCUCCUCUCGUCAACAAGUUCUCGCCUUCUUCUCGGUCUUCUCGGAGUUAAAAUUGCCUCCACAGUAGCAGUCAACAAUGGUGAAAGUUGUUUUACAGCAAGAAUUAUAAGGGAUUAGGUUAAAUUCGUGAUUUUUUACCUGCCAGCCACAAAACAACGUAGUUUAGGUAGUUUAAAUUAUAAAACGACGUCUUUUAAUUAAGUGCUAAAAAAUGACAUCGUUUAGUACAGUGCCACGUAGGAGACAUGUCCGCUCGGCGCAUCGUUGGAGCAAAAAAUCGUGGAAAAAUUAAACGCGCGUCUAAAUUGAGGGAAUUUCAGACAAAAAUUAAAAGUUCAUGGAAAAACUUAGAAUCGGGACAAAGUUCGUGAGUUUUAGCGCAAUUAACUCUUUUUUUUAUUGAGCACAAAAAAAUCACCUAUAUGUUGUUGAAUGAACAAAGAAGAGAGCAACACACCAUACACAGUUGUUCACUCCGAAGCUUAAAAGUUAAAUCGGUGCCCUAGCCUACUUAAGAUGGCCUCACUUGAUACCGACGUCAAUAUGGUUCCCGCCGGCGAUGGAUCCUCCGGCGCCGGGCCCUCCACCAUCAAUCCCUCAUCGUCCACCAAGAAACCCAAGCGAUUCGAGAUUAAAAAGUGGAACGCCGUCUCCCUCUGGGCUUGGGAUAUCGUGGUCGACAAUUGUGCUAUUUGCAGAAAUCAUAUCAUGGAUCUAUGCAUCGAGUGUCAGGCUAAUCAGGCCAGCGCAACAAGCGAGGAAUGCACAGUUGCAUGGGGUGUUUGCAAUCAUGCCUUCCACUUCCAUUGCAUUAGCAGAUGGCUCAAGACUCGUCAAGUUUGCCCUCUGGAUAACAGCGAGUGGGAGUUUCAGAAGUAUGGUCACUAGAAUUUUAAAUCGUUAUCUUCUUCUAGACUGGAAAUAUGACCUGUGAGUUUUUGAAGCAAAUUUGAAGCACUUCCUUUCUUGGAGAAGAAGUAAUAUGUUCUGUGAGUUUUUGAAGCAAAUCGUUAUGUAGCAAAUUAUGUUGCAAUUUGCUAUUAGUUCUUUAAGUUAUUAUCUUUCUACGCAAAGAUAAUGUGAAUAUUGUGCUUAUGAUGGUUUAUAUUGUUAUGUCUGGAAUUGAAUCAUUUUUCUCUAAUGAAAUCGAAAGGUACCUUCUCGAGGCACCGAGGCCCGAUAA